AUGGACAAAGAAUGCGAAACAUGCCGCCUCAUCAACCUGGCUAACCAAUUUCGCCCUCCAACUCUCUCUCCUUCCAUCUCACCAUCUCUCUCCCAGUUCAUUCCCGGAAAGUGGAUUAGUGAAGAUUGCGAAAACAGGCCCUACGGGAUUUUCCAGAAAAGGACGAUGACAUUUUCAGCCACCAAGAGGAAGGAAAAGUUGCAGGCAUGGAAGGGUGCACUGGAGAUUGUGUUAAACUUUUAUGCGGAUGAGUUGUGCACUCGUCCCACUCACAUCGUGAAGUUGGUCGGAAAGUAUGCAGUGGAUGUGAACCGCGAUGUUUUGAGGAUGGUGAAUUUAAAAAGGAAUGUUAGUGAACAGCUCAACUUGCCAGAACAUUCUUGGAAUGUUUUUAUUGAGAUAAGCAACAUGUCUGCCAGCGUCAACGAUGACAAAGUGCUUUCGCAGGCCAUCUUAGACCACGAAUGCUCGUUUCUCAUCAAUCAAAACACUAGUAACAAUAACAACAUCAACUACAACAAAAAUAACAUCAACUACAACAACAACAAACUUCAAAACAACAUCAACCUCAAAAAAGAAACAAAAACAGCAGCAGCUGCGGGUUCUUACUUGGGCUGCCCAACAUUAAAAGUGAUGUUAUCCUCCUCCAAAUACAUUGAUACUAUGAAACUUGUGGUGAGGAAAUCUCUGUCGCCAUCACAGCAACAUUUGUAUUUGCUGGUAGGACAGCCGUCAACAGCUGGUGUGGAGUGGUUAGGGUCUUUGUCAUCAUCGUCAUCUUCUUCGUCGUCAUCAUCGUCUUCAUCAUCAUCAACAUCUAAAAUGGUUUCCUCUACUUCACCCUCGUCAUCAUUUCCUUCGUCGUCAGCACUACCUCCGUGGAUGCAAGAGUACGUAAAGAGCAUUGAAGAGUGGAUCCACCGUACAAUAUCAAGAAGAUGA
This is a messenger RNA of Helobdella robusta, 942 nucleotides long. RefSeq lists its product as hypothetical. Bases 1 to 942 code for a protein of 313 amino acids. Gene Ontology annotation, molecular function: Wnt-protein binding. The transcript has 4 exons. Gene Ontology annotation, biological process: negative regulation of Wnt signaling pathway. The record is from RefSeq and is a predicted model, not a curated record. NCBI's taxonomy places the organism in Eukaryota, Metazoa, Annelida, Clitellata, Rhynchobdellida, Glossiphoniidae. Gene Ontology annotation, cellular component: plasma membrane.